Molecule: messenger RNA, 1689 nt
Organism: Gilbertella persicaria
Lineage: Eukaryota; Fungi; Mucoromycota; Mucoromycetes; Mucorales; Choanephoraceae
Product: Alpha/Beta hydrolase protein
Exons: 3
Coding region: 10-1215 (401 amino acids)
Molecular function (GO): triacylglycerol lipase activity
Source: RefSeq, a predicted model, not a curated record
CUUUUCCUUAUGGUCGCCUUAACAUUCAAUACUUUAUGCAACUAUUUACAACAAUCUUUAUUAAACAAUUCAACUUCUUCUUCAUUUGCAACACUUUUGUUGCAAGCACACAAAAAGAUCCAUGCUUCAUUUCAACCCAAACAGAAACCAAAACGUAAUGUCCAUCUUGCAAAAUCAUAUCAACUGCAGAUCCUUUAUCCUGCAAGAAACCCUUUGCUUGAAACAGACUUGUUCUUUUCAGAUCCGCAAACUGUGAUACAUCAAAAGCAUGAAGAGAUCAAAAGACAGUCUCAUUUAGGCCCCAUUACGCCUCACUAUAAAGCACCUCGAGAACCUAUUGUUCUCUGUCAUGGUCUCUUUGGUUUUGAUGUACGUGGUCCUCAGAAUAUCCCUGCUCUCCAGUUUCAUUAUUGGGGUGGUGUAGAAGAUACGCUGGCUAAGCUUGGUGCAAAGAUCAUUGUUACCAAAGUGCCACACGCAGGUAGCAUAUGGGAAAGAUCACAUGCAUUACAUACGAUUCUUAAAUCCAUUCUGGUUGGUAAAAAAGUGAAUUUUGUAGCGCAUUCAAUGGGUGGAUUAGAUUGUCGUCAUCUAUUGGCUAAUAUUCCAGAUCGCCCUUAUCAUGUCCAAUCUUUGACAACCAUUUGUACACCCCACCGAGGUUCACCUGUGAUGGACUGGUUUCGUGACCAUGUGGGUGUCGGUCAAUCUCUGAACAUUUCUGACUGGAAGAACUCAACUGCCAGUGUCAUGACAACCAAAAACUCAAAUACACUCCGACAAGAUCCAUCCAUGACAGCCAUGAAAAAGAAGACAUUGGACCAAUUCUUUAUAGACUGGUUUGAUGAACCUGCCUAUGCUCACCUGACCACUGAUUUCUGUAACAAUUAUUUUAACCCCAAUACACCCAAUGAUCCAUCUGUCAGUUACUAUUCUUAUGGUGCAUCUGCCAAGAUUUCUCUCUGGUCUUCUUUACUUGGUUUGCCUCAUCAAAUGGUACAUGAAAAAGAAGGAGAAAACGAUGGUAUUGUGAGUGUCAAGAGUGCUCAAUGGGGUACUUAUGUCAAGACAAUUCAUGCUGAUCAUUGGGACCUUAGUGGCAAAAGUUUGAUUCCUUAUCGUCUCAAAGGCUCGGAAGCAGAGAAUGGAAAAGAAUUUGACCGGCUUGAGUUCUAUGCUGAAUUGGCCACACAUUUAUAUGACCAAGGUCAUUAAGACACUGCAAAAUGACAUGUUUAUACCCCCUCCCUUCUCUUACCACUUAAUGAUUUAAACACUAUUUUUAUUAUAAACUUGAAACCAACUUUUCAAUAGCAUCAAGGUUAGGUCUACCUAAAGCAGCUUUUUUGUUUUCAAAAUCAACCACAAAAGGUCGUUCAAGAUGUUGAGGUUCUUUUUCCAAUAAAGCAUAGGCUUCUUCUGAAGAUGAAACCAACUGUUGAGCGUCAGGACGAAGUAACGUCUUCCAACCAGAAGGUUUAUUUGCCAAACCAAGAUAUUCAGAUAGUUGCGAUAAUUGUUCUCGAGUCAAAGAUUGCUUUUGAUACAAGAUAACCUGAAUAUCGUAGCUAUAUUUAUCUUUAUUUUGCUCAAGAUAAGCAAGUGCAUUACGUGAUUUACUACAACGAGGAUUAUGGAAAAUUGAUAAGGUAGUCAUACUGAAGAAAGAAAAAAAAAAGAGAAAAUAUA